AUGGGUGACGCCAAUGAAACGGAUGGCCAGGAUGGUGUCUCCAAUGCCAAUGCCAAUGCUCAUGGCAAGAAGCACAUUUUGCUGAAUGCAUUCGAUAUGUCGACAGUUGGACAUUUGUCUCCGGGGCAGUGGAAGAAUCCAAAAGACAAAUCAGCGACAAAACGCAAGCUCGAGUACUGGGUUGAGCUGGCAAAGCUCCUCGAAAGAGGGGGUAUAAAUGCAUUGUUUCUGGCAGAUACCACUGGUGGCCAUGAUACAUACGAAGGAAAGCUAGAUGAAUGCAUUCGCCGAGCUGCGCAGUGGCCGGUGACCGACCCGUCUAUUCCUAUCUCGGCCAUGGCUGCUGUCACUAAGAACCUUGCGUUCGGCAUCACAGCAUCGACUUCCUUUGAACAGCCAUUUUUGCUGGCCAAACGGUUUUCUACUCUAGACCACCUGACAAACGGGCGUAUCGGAUGGAACAUCGUGACCUCCUACAAGAAGGCCGCGUUCAAGGCGAUUGGACUCGACAGCCCCAUUGAGCAUGAUGAACGGUAUGCACAGGCAGAUGAGUUCCUGCGAGUGCUCUAUAAGCUAUGGAAUGGUUCCUGGGCACCAGACGCCCUCUUUCCCGACCCAGCAAACGACUCGUAUGUGAAUCCGGAUAAAGUUCGUGAAAUCAACCACCAGGGGAAGUUUUACUCCCUCAGCACGCGUCAUAUCGUUGACCCUUCACCCCAACGGACCCCAUUCCUUUUCCAAGCGGGUACAUCGCCCGCUGGGUCUGCGUUUGCUUCAACCCAUGCGGAGGCCAUCUUUGUCUCUUCACACUCCCCGGAAGUGCUGCUGCCCAAAAUCCAGAAUAUUCGCAAACUAGCAGCGGAAAAUGGCCGCGAUCCGCAGUCGAUCAAGUUCUUUGGGACAUUCACACCAAUUGUGGGGCGAACGGAUGAAGAGGCGUGGGAGAAAUAUGCAGAAUUGAAGAAAUACGCAUCUGUCAUUGGCGGGUUGGUGCUUUUCAGUGGCUGGACAGGCAUUGAUAUCUCGAAGAUUCCAUUGGACCAGGAGAUCACUGCCGCUGAUUCUCUGGAGGCAGGAAGGAUAACCAGUCUCCUGGAUUCCCUGCUCAAGACCAGCAAGGACGUACCGCGCUGGACGCCUCGGAUAGUCGCUGAGAAAGCUGCUAUUGGCGGACUGGGUCCGGUUGCAAUUGGGAGCCCAACGACUGUGGCCGAUGAGAUGGAGCGUUGGAUCCGAGAGGCAGACCUCGAUGGCUUCAAUAUCGGCUAUGUGACCACCCCGGGCACUUUUGAGGAUCUCAUUGACUUGGUUAUUCCGGAACUGAGGAAGCGCGGCCUGUAUCCAGAGCUUCCGUCUGAGUCGGAGGAGCCUCUUACGGCGCGCGAGAAGAUCUUUGGGAAGGGCCAGAAGGAACUCCGGGAUGACCAUCCAGGAAGUCGGUACAACUACGACGUCUACCAAGAAGAACCAUACGUUUCCAAUGAAAGAAGUAUGUAA
Molecule: messenger RNA, 1497 nt
Organism: Penicillium macrosclerotiorum
Lineage: Eukaryota; Fungi; Ascomycota; Eurotiomycetes; Eurotiales; Aspergillaceae
Product: xenobiotic compound monooxygenase, DszA family
Exons: 4
Coding region: 1-1497 (498 amino acids)
Molecular function (GO): oxidoreductase activity, acting on paired donors, with incorporation or reduction of molecular oxygen; monooxygenase activity
Source: RefSeq, a predicted model, not a curated record